AUGACUUCCCCUCAUAUCGUGGCGCCGUUAACGCCUACAAAAGCUCCCAUCACGGCUUCUCAAACCAUCCGAAUACCGACCGACAUGCACGAGGCCGAAACAGAUAUUGAUCCCACCGAGUGGAAGCCCGUCAUACAUACAGACGCUCGGUCUUCUAGUGUGAUGACUUCGGAUGCGUGGAAGUACCUGUCAAAAUUCCACGGCGACGAGUUUGCACUUCCCAUGCGUCGUGCAAGAGCUCGCAACACGAGCUCAACAAGCCUGUCGACUCUUCCUUCGCUGAGCAACACUCCGUCCACUCCUUCAUCUGUGAGCAGCGUGGCUUCGGAUUAUAUGAGCCACAUGUACGAAACCGCCCAUCGCCCUCUACCUCCUCGUCACAAGCCCUGCUUCUCCGGUAGCGGCAGUGUCACCAAAGGCGUGGAGUUGGUGGUUCCUCAUAUCACAGUGAUUCCGGACUCACCUGUCAACCCGACCGAUAGCGGGUCUAUCUUUCCUGCCAGCAGCGGUCUCUGGAACCCGAAAACUGAGGUUACUCCGGUCAUUUCUGUGCCUGAGGGAACCGACAAAACACACUGA
Molecule: messenger RNA, 579 nt
Organism: Aspergillus mulundensis
Lineage: Eukaryota; Fungi; Ascomycota; Eurotiomycetes; Eurotiales; Aspergillaceae
Exons: 1
Coding region: 1-579 (192 amino acids)
Source: RefSeq, a predicted model, not a curated record